Plectropomus leopardus (leopard coralgrouper) is the source of this 1182-nucleotide messenger RNA. It is a transcript of the gene bloc1s3, whose product is annotated as biogenesis of lysosomal organelles complex 1 subunit 3. Lineage: Eukaryota; Metazoa; Chordata; Actinopteri; Perciformes; Serranidae. Gene Ontology annotation, cellular component: BLOC-1 complex. The record is from RefSeq and is a predicted model, not a curated record.
GGAAAACAAGUCACUUCCUUAAUGCUCCCAAGGAAACCAUCUACUGCUCAUGUGAUUUUGAGAUCCCAAAAGAGUCAUGUCCAGCAGGUACCCGAUUGUAGUGCAGGGCGAGGCCUCUGAGACAGACUCUGAUGAUGAAGUCUACAUCACGUCCAUGUCUGCUCCCCAAACUGCCACCGUCGGAGCCAAGGUUCCCGGGGAGGCGUCUGAGACGGACAGUGAUGAUGAGGAGGAGGCUGACCGAGCCUCCUCAGUGAGCCAGGAGAGCGCUCAGAUACUCAGGAGAGACUUGCCUCCUCUUAUCGUAGUUAGAGACCAUCCUGAUAUACAGUCGAUUGUGGAGGACAGGCCAAGUCCCACACACAGGCCACAAGGUGAAACUCUUUUACAACAGAAGCUGCAGGAAUCUAACAGCCGGCUGUAUUCUGACGUGGGACAGACACUACGGCAGGUUUAUGGCAGUGCCAGUCGAGAGGUGCAAAGUGCAACAGCUCAGCUGAAUGCGUCGCAGAGCGCCAUCAUUAAUGCCUCCCACAGCAUCCGAUUAAUCCUGGAUGACCUAAAGGCUGUGUCCGAGAAGAUUGACAUCAUCACCAGCUGUCAAAUACUGCCUGAUAUUAACAUCAGUAAUCAAAAUACUUGUACUGCCCCUGUGCCUUAAAGAAUCAAAGCAAUAUGUAUGUUUGAAAUGCACGUGUCAUUAUAUUUAUUUGUAUAUUUUCAUUGAAUAUCAAAGAGUCAGAUUCAGCUGGGAGAAAAAAAGCAUAUUAGCUUUACUUCAGUGUUUACAAACAACACCUAUGCAUAUGAACAAAUAUGUAUUUUAAAGUCACACACUGUUUAUCUUUCAGGAUUCUCUGUCCCUGUGUCUGGGGCUGUGGUUAUGUUUCUUUAAAUAGUAGGAGUUAAGGAAAUAACAUGUUCUGUCAUCUCAUGUGCUUUGUUCUUACACUUUGGUCUACAAAUUUACAUGAAUUUAUGAACAGUAUCCAUUUUUUCUUUGUAGAUAUCAGUGUAAUUACACAUAAUCCCUCAUUGUAAGAGUUUUUCUUUAAGGCAUAUCCUGUAAUAUCUUUGCUUUUUGGGGGAGUCCUCUUUUAUAGACUUGUACAAGUUUAUCAUGCUAUAAUUAUUUCAUUUCCUCUGUUUUGUGUUAAAAAUAAAUAACUCGAUGUAAAUUAA